AGAGAGAAAGAAAUUGUAAGAGAAUCUUCCCGUUUAUUCCUUCUUCCGCCCAAGAAAGGUUAAUGGUUUGAUUUUUCUGUGGCAGUAGUUUCAGGAGCAAUGGCAAAGAGUUACUUCAAGCAAGAACAUGACUUUGAGAAGAGGCGUGCUGAGGCUGCUAGAAUUAGGGAGAAAUAUCCAGACAGAAUUCCGGUGAUCGUGGAGAAGGCUGAGAGAAGUGAUAUUCCAAACAUCGAUAAGAAAAAGUACUUGGUCCCAGCUGACUUGACAGUAGGACAGUUUGUCUAUGUAAUCCGCAAAAGAAUCAAAUUGAGUGCAGAAAAGGCAAUCUUCAUAUUUGUAGACAAUGUCCUCCCUCCAACUGGGGCAAUAAUGUCUGCCAUAUAUGACGAGAAGAAGGAUGAAGAUGGAUUCCUCUAUGUUACCUACAGUGGAGAAAACACAUUUGGGCACCAGAUACAACUGUAGUGCAAGGCUGAUGGGUUCUCUUAUGAUUUUCAUCUUUAGUUUAUCUUCUUUUCUUGCUUUUGUGUUAAUAAUUUCAUUUCAAUUCCCAAAAUAUAAAGACCUCUCCACUGAUAAGAUGUAUAGUCAAUAUUAUGUAUAUAGCUUAUGGAGAAGUUUGCAAACA
Molecule: messenger RNA, 631 nt
Organism: Telopea speciosissima
Lineage: Eukaryota; Viridiplantae; Streptophyta; Magnoliopsida; Proteales; Proteaceae
Product: autophagy-related protein 8f-like
Exons: 6
Coding region: 100-468 (122 amino acids)
Biological process (GO): cellular response to nitrogen starvation
Source: RefSeq, a predicted model, not a curated record